Diatraea saccharalis (sugarcane borer) is the source of this 641-nucleotide messenger RNA. NCBI's taxonomy places the organism in Eukaryota, Metazoa, Arthropoda, Insecta, Lepidoptera, Crambidae. The record is from the annotation of a GenBank genome assembly.
ACUGACACCAAAAUUUUGAUCAUUUUUUUACGUAAGUGGGCUGUUUUUAUUUGUAAUUUCAACAUUAAAAUGGUCCAAGAAAAAGAACCGGAUGAUAAUUUAUUUAGAGCGUUUGCAAGUGCUCUUUACAGAACAAUAGAUGCACCCGUAACAUGGUUUCAUGACAAGGUAGUAGAGCCGAAUCAGAAAAAGUAUCCUUGGUACCAUCAGAAAUAUCGUCGAGUCCCGACUAUCGACCAGUGCUAUACCGACGACGUUCUAUGCGAUUUUGAAGCAAAUGUUCAGUUCAAACGGGAUAGAGCUGUUGAUUCAGAAAUAUUGGGCAUCCUCCGCCAACGAUACGAAGAUUGUAUGUUGUAUGAGAGACCUGAUCAUCUAACAAUCUGCAAACCUUUUUGGGAAAAAUAUAAAGAUGCUGAAGAAGCAUGGUUUAUCAAGUAUGGCGAUUUAGGAGCUUAUGGUGAUGCUCGCAAGGCCUACAUGAAGCAAAAACAUCGCAUGAUCUGGGAAAGACGUCACGGACCGCUUUCCGAUCAAACUAAGUAAAUAUUUAUAUUAAUUGCUUGAAUCAAUUGUACUCUUAUAUCUAAGUAGAUAUUGUAAAAUGCAAUAUUAAAGUUAAUAAAUUUUAGCGACUUUUU